Chara braunii is the source of this 1723-nucleotide messenger RNA. Lineage: Eukaryota; Viridiplantae; Streptophyta; Charophyceae; Charales; Characeae. The record is from the annotation of a GenBank genome assembly.
CGACGGCGAAGGUGGGGAGGAGGACGCAGGCCACGUAACGCCGUUCAAGCAAAGCAGCAUGGGAGGGAGGGGCGGGAAGACGAGGGCGUGUGCUCGCAAUGGUCGUCGGGGGAAAAUAGCAGUGGGGAAGGGGAGUGAUGCCGAAGCUGACGCUGACACAGAAGGAGGUCGUCAGUUCUGGUCCGUGGACGACAUGAUAGCCCUCAUCCGGGCUAAACGUGACCAAGACGCGCAUCUGCAGGGGAUGGGUACCGCGUUCGCUCGUAUGAAGCUGCGAGAAUGGAAGUGGUUGGAUGUGGAGCAGAGGUUAAAGAAGGUGGGCGUCAACAGAGAAGCAGAACGGUGCGGGAAGAAGUGGGACAAUUUGAUGCAGCAGUUCAAGAAGGUGCAUCACUUCCAAGGCUUGUCCGGGAAACAGGACUUCUUCCAAUUCUCAAGGAAAGAGAGGUUGUCGAAGGGCUUCAAUUUCAACAUGGAUCGUGCGGUUUACGACGAGAUCCUGGGGUCGACCGCCAAGAGCCACACCAUAAACCCGAAGAACGUCGUCAACACUGGUGCUCCGGGUGGUGUACGUCUGCCGUCCGCCAGUUUUGUGGAUCAUGAAUCUGUGGGCGAUGGGGACGCUGCUGCAGGGCACGACGACGACGACGGGUCGACGAGAGGUUCUUCUCAGACGACGGGAAGCCCUACCAGUUUCGGCAAGAGGAAGAUCACGAGGAAACAAACUUUCAAAGCGCUGACGGAAUGCAUGGAGAAGCACGGGGCUCAGGUGGCGUCGACGAUGGAGAGCAACAUGGGUCUGUCGCGCGUCAUGUCGUCCCGCGGUUCUGGACGCGGCAAGUCCGCCGGGAAACUGGCAGUUGAGGCGGCUAUCCGGGAGAAAAAGCGCUGCCACGUCGCCAACAAGCUCAGGAAGGUCGUCGAAGGCAGCUCCUCACUUGCGAUAAACGUCGAGGAUGAAGACUGGGUGGCGGAGAGGGUGGCGUCGCAGGUGGAAACCGACUUCGAGGAAGAGGAGGAAGUCCCGUUGAAGCGGAAGUCGUCGAGGAGGGGAAGUGGAGCCCUCUGGAUCGAGGACAUUGGCGAAAGACGAGGCGGAGGAGGCCGCGCAGUAAUGGAAGACGUCAUCGACGUCAACGCCGCUGUGGCAUCCAGGCAAGGUGUGGGAACUGCCGUCACACACCAGCAUCGCGCGCCAGUGCCACGUGUGAACGAAGGCCCGAUCGCGCAAGAGGUUGUCGUCCGUGCACGAACACCAGGAACCCUGUGGGUGACGACGGGCACAGACAUUGGUGUGAACGCGCAAGUCGUCGGUCAGGGGAAAAACAACCGCUCUCCUGCGCAGGAGCUGCGAGGGGCCGCAUCAGGGGGGGCUGCGCACGCGGGGGAAGGGGCGAGGGCAGGCGGGGCCGCAGCGGGCGGGGCUUCUCACGCAGGGGAAGGGGCAAGGGCAGGCGGGGCCGCAACGGCGAGGGCUUCACACGCGGCCGAAGGAACGAGGGCGGGCGGGGUGAAGCCAAGGGGGGGGCACAGGUGGUGGAAGGGGCGAGGGCAGGGGAUGUCGCAGGAGCGGGGGAGGACGACGAAGCGCUGAUGAACAGGGUGCGUCAGCGGAGUGCGCGGUGUCGCACUUUUUCCAGUCAGGCCACUUCGGGCAACCGGAAAGCCAACAGGCUGUCACGCAGGAUUUUGUAUGUGAUUGCAAUAAAUAAAAUAAAUUAGA